Messenger RNA from Periconia digitata, 1671 nucleotides. Lineage: Eukaryota; Fungi; Ascomycota; Dothideomycetes; Pleosporales; Periconiaceae. The record is from the annotation of a GenBank genome assembly.
UCGCAAAGUAAAUCCGUACGCGGGGAGAUUCAGGUGUGAAGUGGAGCCAACUUGCUGUCAACAUUCAGCUGGGACCGCGAACGAUUCGUAUUCGGGCUGGCAUGCCCACAUUGACAAUGGAUUUUCCAAGUCUACUUCUAUGAACUAGCGCAUUGUACGAAUCAGCCAAAUUCUAGCAUGGCACAUUCUUUUCUCGUGCCUUUGAUGUUGACGCUUGGCUCUACGUACCGCAAGAAACCACAGCCAUAGAGAUAGUAAACUCUGUCUCAUAUAAGUAACCCUUGCUAUACUGCCUCCGCGGAGGCCAAGUUUGUUGAAAUGGCCUCGGCUUCGCGUUCGCAAUUGCAGCAACAUGAUGAGCACUAGGAGUUCCCCGAAAGCUGCACUUCUACGGCGAUGGAUUCAAUGUCAAUUUGGCCAGGCUGUACCCUGUAUGAAGAUGCACGAUCCAGUGCACGAGCCUGACAUUGUCAGCUCACUCCUGCCACGCCCUGACUUCUUCCGAAGAGCAAUCUAGAUCGAUUGAUGUAUUCAAUAGACCAGGCGCGAAUGGCUCCCCCGAAGGCGGAGAAAACAUGCCAAUUUCCGGGGUAUCUCGUGUUGGAUGGGAUCCCAUUUCCACAAUGCAAACUUUGGAGUUGCACUUUGAACGCCACACAUGACUCGAAGUGAUCUUGAUCGCGUUUUCAUAAGGGCGAAGAAUUCAUUAUGCUGCCGAGAUGCGCAGCGGGAGGCAGGCCUGGGAUGGGUAGUGUUUUCCGGCAAUCUCCUUAGCUAAACAUCGGCGUUCCGCGCCCGCCCAUCAUCUUAUUUUAAGCUGCUAAGCAGGCCAACCACAUUAGUGCACCUCGCAAUUGUGGGACAGCCAGCCAAUUUUUGCUCGAUCUGUAUGCCAGUCAAGGUGAACAGUGGUACCCUAGUUUCCAAAGUAAGGUCGUUCCGACAUCCUUCCCUUGAAUUUCUAUUCUAGGCCGUCAGGUCAUCCUUUAGUUGAGCUUUGCACUCAGCUUGCAAAUUUUGGUCUCCGGAGAACCGGGUGGCUCAUCAGAUGCGUGUUGGUAAGUAGAGACCACAAUAUAUCAGACUUACGACGUGUGCAAGCACUAUGAUCAUGACUUUGUACGUGAAAGACAAAAGAUCUAGGACACUACUCAUUGUUGUGUGAGUGCACCAUCCCUUGCAUUGCCCCAACGAUGACUCUGCGUCGCUGUAAACGUUACAAGCUGAAAAGUUCAGCAUGGAUCAAAUAUAAUGAAGCCAAUAGUCUCUUCUAUACACUGUCAGAAGUACUGCUAAAGGGGAGUCGUUGAGUAAUGAAGCCGACGCGGGAUAUCCCGUUGACCUCGGUCUCACCGUGAUCGCCAUCGGAGCCCGAACAAUUGUAGACACGUGCUAUGCAAACAUCAAUCGCCGGUUGGGACCUAGUUUAGCUUCGCCGAGGACAGUGGGGAUCCAUUACCAAGAUUGCGGGUUCUGGGAGCGUGCUCCCACGCGACAGCCUCAGAAUUCCACCGAGCCCACAGUUACCCACUCACCUGUCCACGUCCGAAGGGCAUGCCUAAUAGUUAUAUUAAGUAUCCUAUGCGCAUCCCUUCAGCUCUCUAUAAUACUGCUCGACGUGUUAAUCGAGAGCGUUUUAUACUAUUGCAUUAUCGGUGGAUCAUUGAGUAA